Messenger RNA from Sclerotinia trifoliorum, 969 nucleotides. The record is from the annotation of a GenBank genome assembly. Lineage: Eukaryota; Fungi; Ascomycota; Leotiomycetes; Helotiales; Sclerotiniaceae.
ACCAUUGAGGACGUUUGGUUACGUUUCUUCUCGGACCUGCCUGUCGAACCCCCCUCUGUAUUGGUUUGUGAAUUUCCCAACUCUGGCUAGCAUUUACUUAUCAUCUCUGGAUACAAACAACGUUUGGAAGGGAAUACAUCUUCGGUCCAGAUAUACCCCCAGACAACUAUCGCAACUAUAGGUGGAUCAUGCUGAAGCAUACCGGCUGUGUGAAUGGUUUUUAUUACGAAAAUGCUCCCGUAAUCAGGAGAAUAGGCAUUACUGGCGACAACAAGGAAACACCAAAGACGCAGAUUCGUCUUCCCCGGUAUGAUACUAGCAUGCCAGCAGCAAUCUUCGGAAAUCCUCAAUUCGUGAAUUAUGCAAAGAUUUGCGCUAUGGAAACGGUAAAUGUGUGUCGAGUUGGCACGCGUUGUGUAGGUAUUUUGAUAAAAUAUUCUGAUCCAAAGGUACCUCCAGCAAUCUUAGGGCAGUGGUAUGGCUCCAAAGAGUCAGACCAUAGAUGCAUAUAUGACUAUAAUAAAACUACAUCGACUGUUAUUGCUUUCAAAUUAUCGGAAUCGGAGAGAGCUGUGCGAGAUGUCCUGAUUUGCAACCAUGAUGCGCCUGAACUUGAAGAAUUAAGUUCGGACAUCAAAGUUCAAGUGUAUAAAAUCGGAACUGUAAGUUGAUCCAUUGCCAGUAAUGAUAGUUGACUUACAAGUUUCACAGCGCCUUGUUUGGUGGUUCAACACUAGAAAUGAUUCCAUCUCAUUGUGGGAAGACGGAAAUAGCUCGCCUUCUAGCAUCCCGAUAGAGUUAGCAUUAGUGCAAAACUUCGAUUGAACUUCAAAACAACAGUACAUAGUGUAAAAGAGAGUGGUCGAGAUAUUUGGGUCCCAAUAUCACGCUGCGAGGGGAAAAGGGAGAGUAAACUGAUUAGAUUACAUUGGAACGGGUCACUUAUAGAGAAAAUGGGUUUCACAAUAG